Molecule: messenger RNA, 7996 nt
Organism: Magallana angulata
Lineage: Eukaryota; Metazoa; Mollusca; Bivalvia; Ostreida; Ostreidae
Product: transient receptor potential cation channel subfamily M member-like 2
Exons: 32
Coding region: 129-4523 (1464 amino acids)
Biological process (GO): monoatomic cation transmembrane transport
Cellular component (GO): membrane
Molecular function (GO): monoatomic cation channel activity
Source: RefSeq, a predicted model, not a curated record
UCUAUGGAGCCCCUGUAACACCAAUAGUUACGCUGUCAUACCAUACAGCUAUAUAAGUAUCAAAUUCUAUACUGAUUUUAUAUUUCCGGAACCCAGGCCCUUGCCGAUGAUGACAAAGAGACGCUAUAAUGGACGUUACAAAAUUAAAUAGACCCUCAGAGGGGAUUCAAGACAUCAUACUUAAAUGGAUCAGUUGUCUAUUGUGUGGAAAAGCAGAAAAGAGAAAAAUUUUAUUGUGUUAUCACACCCGGGAUACGGGCAAUGUCAAAAAGUUUUUGAAGAGUUUACAAAACACCAAAGCUGACGUCAUCGUGAAAAACGAAAGCGAGGCUAGAGAUGAUGACGAUGAUUACAGUAACUUUAGUAAAGGAAUCGUCCUGGUCUGUCUGUCUGAAGAAUUCGUGGUCACUCAGGCGUUCACAAAAGACUAUAUGUUAUCUUCUAUGAGAGGAAAUGAGCUCUCCUUGAUAACGUUUGAUCCAAUGGUGUCCCAAUGGCAAAACUACAAGAGCAAUCUAUUGGUCUUUGACAAAGUUUAUAGACCUUCAGUGUUUUCCUUACGUAAAACCCAAAAAGAGAGAAAAGAGAAGUACAUAUACAUUAGCAACCAUCCGAACAACGCCAGAGAAGUUAACAAAAUCUGUGCAAUCUUAAAAAACUUUGAUCUAAAUAUCAGUAAAUUCCACACCCUCGCAAAGAUAGACAAUGACGUCAUUCAUCGACUUACAGAGGAUCUCAGCAGUGCAACGCAUUAUCUCGUGUUUUUAUCACGUGAUUAUUCACAAGAUGAAUUCUGUCAAUUUGAACAAAAAUUGAUUCGCAAAACGGGAAAACAAGUCUGUAUUUACUUGGAUAAACAAACAGAUAUGUCGCCGCAAGACUUACUAAACACAUGGAUUGUUCCUUACGAAGAGGACGAUGUACUUCUGAAAGUUUUACUCAAACACACCUUUAUUUCAAAAGAUGAGAAGAAAAUAGCACUCAUAAGUACAACAGACAAGAAUUUGGCAGAGAAACUUCGAAAUGAAUUGAGAAAAAUAUACAAACACCAUCAAAUCUAUUCGACAGUUGGAUUGGACAAAAAUAAAAAAUACGCCCUCAUCGCAAAUUGUGAAAUAUUCAUCGCCUGUUUGUCCGAUAUCUAUUAUAAGGAUAACACUUGCAGAAAGGAUAUUGAAUUUGCAAACGCUUUAUGGAAAAGAAUCCUUCCUCUGGAUAUUAAGGAGGGACGUCCCCAUAGGCGACCCGAAUGGCUUAUAAAAAUUGUUGGUAGCCAUUGCUACCCAAGCGAUCUACAAGACUAUUUCAACGAACUUCUUGCUGCACAAGUUAUCGAUAGAAACGAAGAAGAAUGGAUUCGAAAAAGUAUUCAAGUUCCUUGUCAACCAAGCACUGGAACUUCCGUACCUCCAAAUAACCAGGCUAUCGCUAUGACUAUGACAGAUGCCUAUGGAAAAGUAGAAGUUUUUGCAGAAGGUGGACUUGAGAAUAGUAUUGCCCAUUACGUUCGACUCAGUACCACAACUCCUUUGAAUAUUGUUUCGUCCCUCCUGAUGAGACACUGGGGACUAAAGCGACCCCAGCUCCUGAUUUCAAUCACGGGGGAGGGGUCACGAAUCCUGAAUGACCCAGUGAAAGCCAGAUUUUUCACCUUAGCGUUUGAAAACAUCGUGAAAGAAAGUGGGGUGUGGAUCACGACAAAUGGCGCUACUUCAGAAAUCUCCAAGGUCAUUGGUCAAGUUGUAGAAAAAGAAGAUUUAAAUAAACGACCGACGGUGAUAGGAAUUGCAUCAUGGGAAGAUCUAAAAAUGAAUCACGCUUUAGAACUCAAAAACGGGUUUGGGCGAUGGCCGACCCAAUAUAAUCCACGGAAGGCAGCUGCUGCCUCAGGAGACUACUGCCUCAACCCUAUUUGCACGCACUUUUUGUUGCCUGUGAGACCCAUUGAAAGAAAAAAAGAAAAAAGAAAAAAAGACGCUACUGCCAAUUUCAGGGCCAACUUGGAGGAAUACAUUCGUCGUGGAAGAUUCAGAAAUAACAAACUAGAAGACGACAUGUCUGUGACUGUCCCCUCAGUACUUCUGGUGGUAGGGGGCGAUCAAUACCAGUCCGUCAGUAUGAUCCAGCGAUCACUAGACGCCAAACGUUACGUCAUUGUCUUUAAGGGGACAGGUGGAUUAGCUGACACUUUAGCCGGUGUUCAUCAAAAUACACCCAGGUCACCUGACGGUAAGAUUAAGGAAAUUGUAAACCACGAGAACAGCAAGAUGUUUCUCAGAUUUGUCGACAUAAACGAUAAAACACGUCAACUAAAGAGCAUUCUAAUAAAAGAUUUACUGAGAGACAUCUCCGAUUCUAAUGAGCUCGAGAACAAACUUUUUCUCGCCUUGGCAUUUAACAACAGUGAGAAAGCAAUGCAACAUGUAUUCGCCUCGCACAGACCAGAUUUUACGGAUACUUUCAAGAACAAUCUGUUGAUACGUGCAAUGCGAGACGGCAAGCGCGAGUUUGUGAGGCUUCUAAUCAAGGAGUAUGUGGACAUUCAUAGAUUUCAGAGGAGCAAUUACCAGCAGCUCUUCCAGGCGGAUCGAAUUCCAGAUGAACUGAGAAGACAGUUGAAAUGGGAUGUGGAUCCAACUGUAGACAACAUCAUGCGCUUUGUUGUCAGGUCGCUACAAAUGGACGUGUUUGUCGGCUACGGAUUGAACGAAAAGAGCGAUCAGGAACUAUCGAUGUCCAACGAAGAUAUAGUGAAGAAGCUCAAAAAUCUUGCAUCGUUUGAGAGCGCAGAAAAUCAGUCCGACCCUUACUUUUAUCUCAUGAUUUGGGCAAUACUCAUGAUGAAUCUACAAGACAUUGCAAAAUUCUUCUGGCAACAUUGCAAGGAACCGAUUCCAUCAGCCAUAAUAGCCUCCGGAAUUUACCGAGUACUGAGAAAGAACUGCCAACCAGCAAACAAGCUACUAGCAGACCAAUUAUCCAAGGCGGAAAAAGAUUUUCUAGAUUUGGCAUGUGGCGUCUUGAAUCAAUGCUACACAGAUCGUCCGGAUGAAACUGAUCGUAUACUGACAAGAAAACGCCCGCGGUGGCGCAAUCUUACGUGCCUAGAAAUAGCGUACCAAAUGAAAAUAUAUUCCUUUAUGACGCAUGAUGCCUGCAAAAUCUCUAUCAACCGGGGAUGGUUUGGGAAAAUUUCAGCCAAAAAUAAUUCAAUACAGAUGGUGUCAUCAGUAUUUGUAUUGGGACUCCUUCCUUUUGUGCUUCGAUUUGAAGAAUCCGAUGAAGAGAAAGUAAAAGAAAAUACAUGUAUGAAAAAAAUUAGGAAUCGCAUCACCAAUUUCUACACUGCUCCGAUCAUGCGCUUCUCACAUACAAUGGCUUCCUACAUAGUUUUCUUGGGGUUCUUUAGCUACGCACUUCUGACCGGCUUUGGAGAUAAAUUGACCUAUAUCGAAUACCAGAUGUGUUUUUGGGUAUUGUGCUUGAUUAUGGAUGAAUUUCGAGAGCUUUAUUGUGUAAAUGCAGAUUUAAAGAAACGGCUAGGUCCAAAUUUCCCGCAGGAGUUAUCGUGGUCGAAAAGGUUGGAAGGGUAUUUCACAGACAAGUGGAAUUAUUUUGACUUCAUUGUUAUUAUUUUCUUUCCAAUCGGCAUGAGUUUAAACCUAUCUGGGUUCGUGGAAGCCGGACGCGUCUUACUUGCUAUAAGUCUAAUAGCCUUCUUUAUGCGUACCAUGAAAGCCUUCUUAGCUCUUAAAGAGUUAGGACCCAAAAUUUGGAUGAUUGCUGCUAUGGCGAAGGAUCUCCUUUAUUUUGUUGUGAUUUUGAUGCUAUUUGUGGUAUCUUAUGCUGUUGCUGCUCACGCAAUAAUGUAUCCUCAAUCUGAAAAAGGUGUCAAUCUAUUUUUUAACGUCUUGCGCCUUGGAUACUGGAAUCUCUACGGAGAGUUACUUCUGGACGACAUUGAAGCGGAAGAACCGGACUGUACGUUCGAUGCGGCAAUGUAUAACAACGGAACCCUCCCAAGGUGCGCUGAGAAGCACCGGCAGGUCAUUGGACUUGUCUUGAUGGGUAUCUACCUGAUAUUUGCCAACGUCAUGCUCCUAAAUAUCCUUAUAGCUAUGUUUAGUGACACCUAUCGAAAUAUACAGGACAAAAGGAAUUACAAAUGGAACUAUGAGAGAUACGCACUGGUGCGGGAGUUCAAGAGGGUUCCGAUUUUUCCGAUGCCUCUUGGAAUAUUUGAGCGUUUUAUCUAUUUUGCGAGAUGGAUGUGCAAGAGGAUUCAAAAACGUAACAAAAUAGAAAAUGAUAAAAAAUUACUGGUAUCCUUAAAAAUCAGCGAUAUGAUGAAUAGCUUCGAGAGAGACAUGGCUCAUCUGUACAUGAAGAAGCAUAAUGAGGAUCCCGCCAACUCAACCCUAACGGAGAAGAGGAUAGCCAAGAAUGUGGCCAUGCAAGUGGAGAAGAUACUGCAUAGGCUUCAGAGCAUACCAAAUGGCGACGCCCAAAAGGAAACAACAUAACAGAUCAAUCUCCUCGGUGGGGGUUUUUUCCCACCAGGAAGUUUAUGUCAUUUAUAUUUAUUUCAUAGAAUAUUAAUCAAACUUACAUUGAAUGUGGCAUGAUUCUUUUAAUAUAAGAGAUGUACAACUUUUUCGGUUUACACCAAAAAGUCAUCAAAAGCAUGUCGACCACAACCAUGAAUGUUAACAUCAUUGUAUGAUCUAAAACGGAGAUUUUUUUCAAUACGAAGAACAAAUUCUGACUCACCGUCACCGACUUUCCUCAAGUCAAUACUCAGCCUCAAGUUUGAGUUUUGACCUCAAAUUAUGAACUUUUCUUUAAACAAUUGCAGUCGAUAUCGAAGUGAUUUAAAGAUUAUAGGGAAGUCCAAGUAGGGCGACAGCUAAGAUGAACCCUAAACAUCGGCGUGAAUAGUGUGUUGUACUAGGAGUAAUUACAGUUGAUUCCAUGACUUGUUUUAGAAAAAUUUGCUUUAGAAAAGGGAAUUCGUUGAAAUCAAAUUCUCUCAGCAAUAGGAUUUUUUUUUAUUACUGUACGGAAUUGGGCUCUUAAUUCAUAUAGAUCAACAAAUUUCCGUAAUUUUGUAAUUUUUACGUAUGAAAUCAAACAGAGACUUUGGUAAAUCAGACAGUAAACUUAUUAUCUGCGCAAAUUGAAUUAAUCUAAUGUAUUGAAAAAGUACUAAAAUACAAUUCAUUCUAUCGGUAAUUCGGUUUGAUCUUUUGCAUAAUGUUUGACUAAUGCAAUGUGUUUUGUUGAGAUGCUCAGCAUUUUCUAAUGUUUUAAUAGAGAUUGAUAUCGCUGACGGAAAUAUGUAGAUAUAUAUAUUUAUAUAUAUGAUUCAUUUUGAAAAAUAAAUUAUGCUCUUUUUUUGUUAUAGUGCAUGUUUCUUAUAUUUAAGGUACAAUGUACUUCACUACACCGAGACUUAUACUUUUUAAGACACUACGUCACAAUAUGGCGAUAUAAAUGUUUUGUUAAACUGUUUGUAUCAAUCGAUUCAGAUGUAUAUCGUCAUAGCUCAGUGGUUGAAGUAUCAGGCUUGUGAAGUUCGAAUCUGCCUGGGCUUUUUUAUGUUUUCUGAAUGAAAUUUUUGAAACUAUCAUUUAUUAUUUAAAACUGCACAUUUUUUCGCCUAUUUGACAUAUAUACCUCUUAUCCAUCAAGCUUUCUAUCAUAUUCAAGUAAUAUUUUGCUGAUUUGAGAAAAUAUUUCAAGGUGUAGUGAGGUACCUUAAUUUCUAUUUACUUACCAUAUUUGAAUGUUAAGCUUCGAAUUAUAAGCACGAUACAGAUCGAGCUCUGCUCAAUAUUCUAUGUUUGUACAGAUAUCUUAGGCCAUUUUUUUGUUUCCAUUUUAAAUGCUGAAUAGGAAAUAUCAAGUUAAAAAUCUUAAGCUGAAUAUAAUAAACUCAUGUGAACAAAAUAUGACUCAAACCUAGCAGAAUUGUGAGCUCUGUAUCUUGCUUCUGAUUCUACGAUUGACGAUGAAAUUUUGGUCGAUCAUUAGAAAUGUCUCGCUAAACGUUAGAUUCUUGUACAAAAAAAUUAAAUGAUGACAUGCUGUAACUACUCUCUGUGGGCACCUCUUAAUACAAUCAAUAAUAUGAAAUAUACAUCAAUUUUGAUAGUUUUUCAGACACGAGUAAAUAAAAACGACACCGUUAAAACAGUUUCCAUAGUUCUAACACAUUUCUGUUACGGGGAUAAAGGCAUUAUUGCUAUUCUUAAGAAAAUAUUACAGCGGAAAAUUAUCCUGGUUUGUAGCCAUUUGUUAUUUUUGAAUAAAAUGAAAAUAAUGGGUGAGCCCUAGUAAAAUUGAGUGAUAUGCCUGUGAAUACAUUGAUUUUCAAAGCUUUUAACAUGUUAUGUAACAACAUUUUUCAUUCAAGUGUAUUCAUCAAUCAAGUGUGAAUAAGGUUAUAAAAGUCACACGAGUUUACGCCAGGUAAACAACAGUCACUUAAUUAUAAUGGGGAAGCGAAUAAGAUAUUUGUAUGUUUUUAAUUUGAGGAAUUGAGCGCAUUGAGGUACCAUUUUCUUCUUCACAUCAAGGCCUAUAGGAAUUUUUAAAAUAAAAUACAAUAACUAUUAUGAUAUUAUUUUAAAAAAUACAAUAACUAGUAAGUAGUUGAGGAAGAAAAUGUACCUAUAUGCUCUCAUAUAUAUUUUGAUCGCUUUAUAAAGAGGGGGAGGGGGGAGGGCUCUGAACGAAAAUAUAGGGAAUUGAAUUUAAGUUAUCAGUGUACCCCUACCAAAUGUUUAUUUUUAUUUCUUGCGUAGGAUUUUCUUAUUCUCGGUAAAAAAAGAAUAAUAUUCCAUAAAGGUACAAUGUCAAAGAUUACGUGUAUGCAAAAAAGUGUAAAAUUCGAAUGCUUUACAUUAUUUAUUUUCUGUUAUUUUACCGAGGGGCGAUAUGGCACAAUAUCUUUUGAACGUCCAUAUAAAGUCAUUGUUGCUCAGGUGAGCGAUGUGGCCCCAUGGGCCUCUUGUUUAGCUGGAAAAUUUAAUCAUCCCCUUCACAAAUUCUGCAAAGUAAAGGAAAAUAUCAAAGCUAAAUUAAGAAAUCUAUAACCAGAAAAGUGUUUUUUUUUUUAAAAUUUGCAUCUAAAAAAUUGUAAAUAUGAUAUAUAAUUGGAAAGUUAUAUAUUUUGGCACGUUUAUCAUCAUAUGUGUUCCUUCCUUAAUGUCCAUGUCUCUAAUUUCUGUUUUGUACAUAUAUUAUAUACCACCACUUGUUUCAAUUACAUUGUAACUUUUCUAGGGCGUAAAAUGUUUAUGUACACAUUCAUGCAUUAUAUUUAAAUAUUGAAUAUAUCAAUCACAUAUAUACUAAAUAUAUAUGUAUUCAGUGCAAUUAAAUACUUCAUGCGCUAUGAUUAUAAUCUGGUAUCUUAACAUUGAAAACUUUAAGAAAAUAGGAUAAAUAAGCAAAUUUACCUUAAAAUAGAUGUCGUAACACCCUAACCCCACGGAUUAGGAUUUUGAAGUCCCCCCCCUCCCCCUUUUUCCCCUUUUUUGGCUUGUUAAUAUUUUGGAUAAGUCUGUCCCCCUCCCUUUAAAGAAAAGAUGCCAUGUGUUUGUAGAUGUAGGCGGGGCUACAUUUUGUUACUACAACGUAAGCUUUACAUUUUGCUGCAGUUUAAGAUAAAUAAAAUGUAUGUUAGUAUUUUAAUACUAAAAUUUUUCUUCACUUGAUUUUUGAUUUGUCACAACUGAUAUAUACCAUAUAGUGUACCAUACGUAUUGUAUUAACUCACGGAUACAUAUAUAUUGUAGAUAUGUUUUUGUUUGUGCCUAAACUGAAAAUUAAGUGUACAUUUUACGUGCUUUUACAAGAAUUACACUGUCCCUUUGAUCAUUAAUUAUACUCAAGAAUAACGGGGUUUUGUUAAAAAACAAACUUUAAUGGAAUAGACAAACUCCUGUCUUUAUGAUAUCUGUUUGUGCAAUUCUUAGUAUACGUGACAGGA